UACUCCUUACAGAAGGUGGAGGUUCAGCACCAUGGAAAGCUGCAACAUGUUGGGGCUCCUCCUCUGUGUGAGUGUGCUCCUGCUCCUCUGCCAGGGGCAAUCGUCUAGAGAGCUUAGCUCAGCAGAAGACUAUCCGGCCAAAACUCCCAACGCCUCUACUGAGAAGGAACUGUUUGAAGCAGUGGAAGAAAUAUUGGGCAAACUCCACAACGCUAUAUCCCCGUCUUAUGAGAAGAAAGCUGGGCAGAUCCCUAAGUGUGAUAUUGGGGACAGAUGUGCGAUUAAACAAGGUCCAAGAAUUGGCAAGCUGUGCGAUUGUGCUCGAGGCACUACCUGUAACUCCUUCCUCCUCAAAUGUAUCUGAUGAAACAGAUGACUUUUGAAUGCAAGAGAAGAUCUUCAAGAUGGACAAUGCAACUCGUCCACAUAUUUAAUAUGAAACUAAUGUACAUUGAAACUGACAACGUGCCAUCCAUUCUUGUGCAAAUAAUAUUGUGCUGAUGUGACUUAUGCCACUUUUAUGGAGAGAAACAUAUUUUAUUCUACCAUUGGAACAAAUGUAACUAUUUCAUGCCUAAUAAAGUACUA
Molecule: messenger RNA, 588 nt
Organism: Callorhinchus milii (elephant shark)
Lineage: Eukaryota; Metazoa; Chordata; Chondrichthyes; Chimaeriformes; Callorhinchidae
Product: cocaine- and amphetamine-regulated transcript protein
Exons: 3
Coding region: 32-364 (110 amino acids)
Biological process (GO): negative regulation of appetite; adult feeding behavior; G protein-coupled receptor signaling pathway
Molecular function (GO): neuropeptide hormone activity
Source: RefSeq, a predicted model, not a curated record